GAGGACUGUAGGAGGUACAUAGAGAGACAGAAUGAGCCCCCAGUCCAGGUUCCUGAGGUGGACAGCUGUGUUCCCAGAACCCCGGAGAGACAAGGCAUCACCCUGGAGGAUGACCCAGAAGGGGGUAUACCGGAGCUGUUUGAUGCCUUCAUCUGCUACUGUCAGAGUGACUUUGACUUUGUCCAUGAGAUGAUCCAGCAGUUGGAGCAGACGGACCACAAGUUGAAGCUGUGUGUGUUUGACCGGGACGUCCUGCCUGGAUCAUGUGUCUGGACCAUCACCAGCGAACUCAUCGAGAAGAGGUGUAAAAGGAUGGUGGUGGUGAUAUCUGAUGAGUACCUGGACAGUGAUGCCUGUGACUUCCAGACAAAGUUUGCCCUCAGUCUCUGUCCUG
Molecule: messenger RNA, 394 nt
Organism: Oncorhynchus masou masou (cherry salmon)
Lineage: Eukaryota; Metazoa; Chordata; Actinopteri; Salmoniformes; Salmonidae
Product: myeloid differentiation primary response protein MyD88
Exons: 3
Biological process (GO): MyD88-dependent toll-like receptor signaling pathway; positive regulation of canonical NF-kappaB signal transduction; defense response to Gram-positive bacterium
Cellular component (GO): plasma membrane
Molecular function (GO): TIR domain binding; Toll-like receptor binding
Source: RefSeq, a predicted model, not a curated record